Balaenoptera musculus (blue whale) is the source of this 2877-nucleotide messenger RNA. RefSeq names its product zinc finger protein 813 (gene ZNF813). The coding region runs from base 1 to 1869 and encodes 622 amino acids. The transcript has 3 exons. The record is from RefSeq and is a predicted model, not a curated record. Gene Ontology annotation, biological process: negative regulation of transcription by RNA polymerase II. Gene Ontology annotation, molecular function: DNA-binding transcription repressor activity, RNA polymerase II-specific. Lineage: Eukaryota; Metazoa; Chordata; Mammalia; Artiodactyla; Balaenopteridae.
AUGAGCGGCAGACGCGUUCGAGUGCUGUUGACCUUCAGGGAUGUGGUCAUCACAUUCUCUCAGGAGGAGUGGGAAUGCCUGGACCCUGCUCAGAGGGCCUUGUACAGGGACGUGAUGCUGGAGACCUACAGGAACCUGCUCUCCCUGGAUAUCGGUACUCGAUGUGUGAUCAAGGAAUUGUCACCAAAAGAGGAUAUUAACAAAGGAGAAUUAUUCCGAACAUUGAUGUUGGGAAGACACAAAAGAAAUGACAUCAAGGAUUUUGAUUUCAGGGAAGUCCAGCAAAAUAUGCAUGAGUUUGAAGGUCAUUGUGGAUAUGAUGAAACAAAUUACAAAGGAGUUAUUACAACCUAUAACAAAAAUCUCACUAGUAGAAGAGAUCAACAACAGAACAAAUCCUGGAAUGAUUUCCCUCUAAAGCAGAGUGUAUCUGUAAGAAAAAGUACUUCUCAAUAUUAUAAACAUGAGAAGUCAUAUAUAAGGUAUUUGUUAAAACUAAAAAAUAACAUAACCUAUGCAGAAAACACAUAUAUAACAUGUUUUGAGAAUGAAGUUGGAUUAAGGUUUCAGUCUCAUCUGGCUGAACUUCAGAAGUUUCAAACCAAAGAGAAAGUUUAUAAAUGCAACCAAGUUGAGAAGUUGAUCAACAAUAGUUGUUCUGCUCCACCACUUCAAAGAAUUCUUCCUAGUGUCAGCAUCAACAUUUGUAAUAAAUCUGGGAAAAUUUUUGUACAUCCUUCAUUACUUACACAACAUCAGAGAGCACAUAUUACUGAAAAACCUUACAAAUGUAAUGAUUGUGGGAAAGCUUUUAGAGAAGGCUCAAACCUCACUAGUCAUCAGAGAAUUCAUUCUGGGCAGAGACCUUACAAAUGUAAUGAGUGUGAUAAAGCCUUUAUCCAAUUUGCAAACCUUGCUAGACAUCGGAGAAUCCAUACCAGAGAGAAACCCUAUAAGUGUAAUAUAUGUGGCAAGAGCUGUAGUCAGAAUUCAAAUCUUGCAAGUCAUCAGAAAAUUCAUACUGGAGAGAAACCUUACAAAUGUAGUGAGUGUGGCAAAGCUUUUUCUGGGCAUUCAAGCCUAACUCAACAUAAGAGAAUCCAUACUGGAGAGAAACCUUAUAAAUGUAACGAAUGUGGGAAGGCUUUUAGAGGAAGCUCGAAUCUCACUAAUCAUCAGAGAAUUCAUUCGGGGCAGAGACCUUACAAAUGUAACGAGUGUGACAAAUCCUUUAACCGAGUCUCACACCUCACUAGACACCAGAGAAUCCAUACGGGAGAGAAACCAUAUAAAUGUAGUGUAUGUGGCAAGGUCUGUAGUCAACAUUCAAAUCUUGUAAUUCACCAGAGAAUUCAUACAGGAGAGAAACCUUACAGAUGUAAUGAGUGUGGCAAAGCCUUUGUGGAGCGUUCAAGCCUUACUCAGCAUAAGAGAAUCCAUAGUGGAGAAAAGCCUUACAAAUGUAAGGAAUGUGGCAAAGCCUUUAACCAGUCCUCUAACCUUGUCAUACAUCAGAUAAUUCAUACUGGAGAGAAGCCUCACAAAUGUAAUGAGUGUGGCAAAGCCUUUAAUGUGUGUUCAAGCCUUAGCCGACAUCAAAGAAUCCAUACAGGGGAGAAGCCUUACAGAUGUAAUGAGUGCGGCAAGGCAUUUAGCCAAUUUGCAAACCUUACUAGACAUCAGAAAAUGCAUACUGAAAAGAAACUUUGUAAACCUAAUAUAUGUAGUAAUGGUUUUAUCCAAAGAUCAUGCAUUGGAGAUCAUCAGAUAAUUCAUAGUGGAGAGAAACCUCACAAAUGUAAUGUGUGCGGCAAAACCUUUUAUGCAUAUUCAAGCCUUACUCGACAUCAAAGAGUCCACACUGAAUAGAAACCAUAUAAAGGUCAUGUAUUUGGCAAAGCCUCUAAGUAGGGCUCACACUUAACUAGACAACAGAACAUACAUCUUUGAAAGAAAGCACAUAAAUGUAAUGGGUAUGGCAGGGCUUUUAUCCAAAGAUCAAGCCUUAUGUAAUGUUAGAAUUCCUCCUGGAGAGAAACUUUAUAAAUGUAAUGAAUGAGUUAAGCUUUUAUCAAAUGUUCACACUUUUGGGGUCAUGAGACGAUUCACAUCAGAGAGAAAACAUACGGUCUAACCUUAGGAUUCACCACAGAAUUUAUAUUGUAGAAAAAUCUUAGAAGUAAUGAAUAUGAUAAACUGUUUCACCAUUUUCUCACAACAGGCUGCACAUCAAAUUCAUACUAGAGGAAACUAAGUUCUUAUCAGAGGUUAUUCACGUUAAAUUCUGCUUAGUAAUGAAAAAUCAAAAUCAUAAAGCCUGUAAUGGCUGUCAAAGUUACAAGGAUACCUGUGGAAAAGUUCUGUGAUCUUUAGUAAGUGUUUAUUUGAGAUUUCUUGAAAAGGCUACUUUACUUUUUGAUGGCUUUCAACCUGAGUUUUGAAAUCUGUUUAUUUUAUGCCUUCAUUACUGUUGUUUCGUAUGUCACCAUGAAGGUCUCUGGGAAGGAUUUAAUCAGAUGGAAGAACAUCCUUCCUUGGGUGAGGCUCAUGUUCAAAGUUUCCUGAAAGAGCGAGAACACUGAAUUUAUGAGACAAUACAGUAUAAAUUUGAAUGAGGGCUUGAGUGGCAUAUAAUAGAUGUAAAACUAUGAUCUAAGUCAUCAUGAUUAAUGUAUUAUGGGCUCUCUUCUUCAGUUUUGUUGGUAUGGGGUUUUUAUGUUGAUAUGGGUGGGGCUGAAGAGAGGGUAUCUGAAUGUGGUUUAAACUUUCCACCAGUGCCAAAGAAAGGAGACCCAGGCUUUCUAAUCAUCUUGCCUAAGUUAGGUAGAAUGGGAAGAGGGGUGGGGGACUUAAAAGCUGUUAGUAGUCAAAUAAUAA